Miscanthus lutarioriparius is the source of this 1149-nucleotide messenger RNA. NCBI's taxonomy places the organism in Eukaryota, Viridiplantae, Streptophyta, Magnoliopsida, Poales, Poaceae. The record is from the annotation of a GenBank genome assembly.
AUGGAGUGCACCUACGUCGUGUGGCUCCCCUUCGACGGCCUCGGCAACCGCAUUCUAUCCAUGCUGAGCGGCUUCCUCUACGCCCUGCUCACCGAUCGCGUCCUCCUGGCCGCCUGGCCCCCGGACUCGGCUGACCUCUUCUGCGAGCCGUUCCCAGGCCCGACGUGGCGGCUCCCCGUGGAGGACUUCCCCGUUGCCAACCUGUUCGGGGUCGGGCAGAACAUGGAGCAGUCGUACACGAGGCUGGUUGGUGGCAAGGUGGUCGGCACAGCCACGAACGCGACAGCGGCCAUGACUCCGUCGUACGUGUACCUGAGCCUAGGGUAUCGACUCCGGGAUAGGAUCUUCUUCUGCGGCGAGCACCAGCGCGUGCUCCGCAAGGUCAACUGGCUGCUGCUGUACAGCGACCUCUACUUCGUGCCGUCGCUGUAUGAGGUAGCCGAGUUCCAGGACGAGCUUGGGCGACUGUUCCCGGAGAAGGAGAGCGUGCACCACCUCCUGUCCCGGUACCUGCUCCACCCGGCCAACCCCGUGUGGAGCUUGGUCAUCAGGUACUACCGCUCGUACCUGGCUCCGGCGACACGGAGGAUCGGCGUGCAGAUCAGGAUGUACGGCCACUCCUCAAUCCCGGCCGAUGACAUGUACAACCAGAUCCUCAAUUGCUCCAGGCAGGAGCACAUACUACCGGAAACCACCAACGACGAUGACAAGGCUGUGACGCCGACCGCGUCCGACUACUACAAGAGUCUGAGGUCGAAGUACUCCACGCCGCACGUGGCGAAGGGCGGCGGCGCGACGAGGGUAAGCGUGUUCCAGCGGACACACGAGGAGCGGCAGGCGACUGAGAACCUGGCGCACAACCAGAAGGCGCUCGUGGAGAUAUACUUGCUCAGCUUCUCCGAGGAGGUGGUCACAUCCGGCCUGUCCACGUUUGGGUACGUCAGCAGCGGCCUCGCCGGCAUCCGGCCAGCGAUCCUGCUCACCGCGUUCAACCACAAGGUUCCUGACACGCCGUGCCGGCGGGCAGUGUCCAUGGAGCCCUGCAACCUCACGCCACCCCGGGGCCUCAAGUGCCGGGACAAGCCCGCGGACCUGGCACGCCAUAUCAAGGUCUGCGAGGAUUUCAAGGAUGGGGUCAAGUUUUUUUGA